AAGAAGAAAGCAAAGCAAAACAAAAGCAUGCAAAAAACAUCAAAAAGAUGUCCGAAGGUCACAACUCCUCCUUUCAUCCCGCUUUUAUCUCAUCUUUUUUUCAUAUUUUCUAACGAGAGAGAGAGGUUUUUGACUUUUUAAUCCAACAAAAACAAAAAUUAGUAUACAAAAACACCUUUUUAUUUUGGAUUUUGCUUUAAAAAAAAUCAUCAAAGCAACAAACCAAAGAAUCAAGCAAAAACGGUAAUAUCAGUAGAUUUGAACAAGCCAAAAAACUUGUUAAGAUUAAUAGGGGAGGGGUGCAAAAAGAUGACCCACCAAAGAGGCCCCAUUGGUUUGGACAAUAGCAAUCUAUGGUUUGAAGAUCAGCAGUUUGACAAAAAUGGCCAAAGUAGUUAAGCAACGAGAUACAAUCUACAACUGGGACUCUGUCUUUGUCUCUCUCAAUUAACCCCACACUUUUCUCUUCUUCUCUUUCUCUCUCUCUGUUCUCUAUUUCUCAGGGUUUUUGUUCUUUAUUUUCUUUUUCUCUUCUGGGUUUACUCAGUGUUUCUGUCAAUGGACAAGCAGCAGCAUCACCAGCUGUCUUUGGCAAAGAGUUCCAGGCAGCGUUGCAAUGAAUGGAUCUUUCGGGAUGUUAAAAGUGACAUCACAAUAGAAGUAAAUGGAGGGACUUUUGCUCUACACAAGUUUCCUCUUGUUUCUCGAAGCGGGCGAAUCAGGAAGCUAGUUGCAGAACAUAGAGAUUCCGAUAUCUCGAGAGUGGAGCUACUGAAUUUACCUGGCGGUGCUGAGACAUUCGAGUUGGCUGCUAAAUUUUGUUAUGGCAUUAACUUUGAAAUUACAUCAUCAAAUGUGGCUCAGCUUUGUUGUGUUUCUGAUUACCUUGAAAUGACUGAGGAGUUUUCAAAGGAUAAUCUCGGCUCGCGAGCUGAAGAGUAUCUCGAAAGUAUUGUUUGCAAGAACCUGGAGAUGUGUGUUGAAGUUUUACAACAAUGUGAAAACUUACUUCCUCUUGCAGAUGAGCUGAAAAUUGUUAGCCGUUGCAUUGAUGCAAUAGCUUCAAAGGCUUGUGCCGAGCAAAUAGCAUCGAGCUUCUCCCGUUUAGAAUACAGUAGUUCAGGGAGACUUCAUAUGAACAGGCAAGCCAAAUGUGAUGGAGACUGGUGGAUAGAAGAUCUUUCUGUUAUUCGUAUUGAUUUGUAUCAAAGAGUCAUGACAGCGAUGAAAUGUCGCGGUGUUCGUCCCGAGAGUAUUGGCGCGUCGCUUGUAAAUUAUGCUCAGAAGGAACUGACUAAGAAAUCCAGUUUGUGGAAUCCUUCUGGCCACACGAAAAUUGAUUUGCUUUCAACUGACCAUGAACGCCUCGUGGUUGAGACGAUUGUCAGCCUUUUACCUGUUGAGAAACUUGCAGUUCCCAUCACUUUCCUUUUUGGACUUCUUAGAAGUGCAGUGAUGCUUGAUUGCAGUAUUGCUUGUAGGCUUGAUCUAGAGCGGAGGAUCGGUUCCCAGUUGGAUAUUGCAACUCUUGACGACCUUUUGAUCCCAUCUUUUCGGCAUGCAGGUGACACCUUAUUCGACGUUGAUACAGUUCAAAGAAUAUUGGUAAAUUUUUCUCAGCAAGAUGAUAGUGAAGAUGAUAUGGAUGAUGCAUCUGUUUUCGAAUCGGAUAGUCCUCAUUCACCAUCACAAGGUGCAUUAUUUAAAGUUUCAAAGUUGGUGGAUAAUUACCUUGCUGAAAUUGCUCCUGAUGCAAACCUCAAGCUUGCAAAGUUCAUGGCGAUUGCAGAGACUUUACCUACACAUGCUCGUACUAUCCAUGACGGGCUAUAUCGAGCUAUUGAUAUUUACCUGAAAGCUCAUCAGGGUUUACCAGAUGCAGACAAGAAGAAGCUCUGCAAGUUGAUUGAUUUCCAAAAGCUCUCACAAGAAGCCGGAGCACAUGCUGCACAAAACGAACGACUUCCCCUCCAAUCGAUAGUCCAAGUUCUUUACUUCGAGCAAUUAAGGCUGAGAAAUGCUUUGUGCUGCUCUUAUGCCGAUGAUGACCGCAAGCCGGUAAAUCACCAAUCAUGGCGGAUCAGCAGCAGUGCACUCAGUGCAGCAAUGUCUCCGAAAGACAACUAUGCAUCUUUGAGGCGAGAAAACCGGGAGCUAAAACUUGAGCUGGCUCGGAUGCGGAUGAGAUUAAAUGAUCUAGAGAAAGAACACGUUUGUAUGAAGAGAGAUAUGGCUAAGUCUAGUUCUCGUAAAUUUAUGAGCUCCUUCACGAAGAAGAUAGGUGGACUAAGCUUAUUUGGACAUAGUUCUUCGAGAGGAUCAAGUUCGCCCUCAAGGCAAUCCUACAGAACGGAUUCUAAGGUGAUUGAGAGGACAUGUGCAAGCACUGAUUAGGUAAUUAAAAUGACAUGCCUGUAUUUGUUAAGGCCAUGAUUUUGGCAACCUUGUAUGUUAAUGCUUUUUAACCUCUUCUUUUUCCUUCUUUUGGCCACAUUGUAUAUGAUUGUGAUGCUUUGAGUUACCAAGAGUCAAGAGUGGGGGCUUUGUUGUUCCAAA
Gossypium raimondii (Peruvian cotton) is the source of this 2556-nucleotide messenger RNA. Its product is annotated as BTB/POZ domain-containing protein At5g48800. The record is from RefSeq and is a predicted model, not a curated record. Lineage: Eukaryota; Viridiplantae; Streptophyta; Magnoliopsida; Malvales; Malvaceae. Gene Ontology annotation, molecular function: protein binding. The coding region runs from base 559 to 2394 and encodes 611 amino acids. The transcript has 4 exons.